CAGCCUAGUCACUGCCUUGUUACAGUACACCCAGUCUCGGGAGGUUUGGAUUUGCGUGAGUGGGGCUGGAUCUCGCUCAGUGCGGUGAACGAGCUCGGCAGAGCGGCUGUGCGGAAGUUCUUUCAUCCGUGCUGCAGAAGGGGCUUGCUUCGCCCUCGCGAUUAUUCUCGUCACAAGUUUAUGGUUGGAUAAAAGCGAUUCAGGUGGAACUUCUGGACAGUACACCCCAACUUGAGUUUUACUACAUCCACAGUCUGCUCCAUUUAUUGUCGGGUGAUGGCGAGGCCGAGCCACAGCGAGCAUGUGCUGCAGCAGCUCAACAACCAACGGGAGUGGGGCUUCCUGUGCGACUGCUGUAUUGCCAUUGGCGACAUCUACUUCAGGGCCCACAAGGCAGUGCUGGCUGCGUGCAGCUCUUACUUCCGCAUGAUGUUCAUCCGGGACCAGCAGGGGACAGCUCGCAUGGAUCUCAGCAACAUGCAGAUCAGUGCAGAGUGCUUCGACCUCAUCCUGCAGCUCAUGUACCUUGGCUGCAUCGUGGUGGGCAGCUACGAGUUUGAGGAGCUCAAGGUCUCAAUGGCCUACCUGCAGAUGUACUACAUCCCAGACACCCUAGAGGACCUCAGGGACAUCAGGAACACCUCCAACCUCACACCGUCCUCCUCUGCCUCCUCCUCUUCCUCCACCACCUCAUCCAGCUCCUCCUCCUCCAUUGGCCCGGCAAUUGCAGGAAAAAUGAUGUUUGGAGUCCGCAUGUACGAGCAGCAGAAGCCAAGCACCCCAGAGGGGGAGCCCAAAAGUUUGCCCAAAGUUGCCAUCACUGCUGUGCCUGUGCGACCAAGCAUUCCUGUCCAAGUCAACAGGCCUCCACUUGUGGUGGAGGAUGUGGCUUCCCCUUUGGUAGUAGUUGCACCACCGUUUCUAGACAGUGUGGCUGAGCAGCCUUGUGACCUGCGCAAGAGGCCUGGUGGCCGGAGUGCCACACUGAAAGAGCGCCCCCGCUUCGGGCGCACAUACACCUGCGAUGACUGUGGCUUUGUCUUUAGCUGCGAGAAGUUGCUGAUCGAGCACAUCCUCACCUGCACCAAUCGUAAGGCCUUUCAGGUCCCCAGGACCAGCUCCGAGGCAGACAACGACUCCAGCAAGGUGGAGAGCUCGGCCUCUGAGGGGAUGGAGGAGCACAGGGUGGUCUGCAAGGGUGAAGAGGAUUGGCCGGACCACAAGUCAGACGCUGACACAGUGAUCAGGUCCAUGACAGUUGGUACGGAUAACGAGCCUGGUUCUGCUAGGAAUAUCACCAUCAAGGUGGAGCUGGAAGAAAGCGUGGUGUCCGAGAUGGAUGGCAUUAAGGUAGUUCAGGUGGGAGAGAUCAGUGCGAGGCACGGUGCAGUCAGCGACACUAUGAGGGAACCGAUUAAAUUUAACCGGGAGGCCGAGGCUUGUGUUUCAGUCAUGGACGACAGCAACGAGCCAUUCGAAGGGCACAUGUCCAGCAACAAGGAUUCUGGCAUACCUGUUAAGAUGCGCAAGAUUAAAGAGGAGAAGCAGGACGGGGACAGUGCACCGUGUGAGCUGUGCGGGGAACUGCUCACAAAGGAGGACCAGUCAGCUCACUACAUCUCCAGCCACAUGGGCCACAUCUGUGCCUGCGGGAGGUGUGGCCAGGUCCUAAUCAAGGGGAGGCAACUGCAGGAGCACGCUGAGCGUUGUGGCGAACCUCAGGGUGCGGACACCGACUCCCACGGGGAGGAGGCAGACUCACCCCUGCCCGAGGACCCGCAGGCCAUGGACGAUGGGCUGCUGGAGGGGGGUGACCUGGCCUGCCCCCAGUGUGGCUUGCUUUUCCAGAGUGAGAGCCUAGCAUUGGAGCAUGCUCUGGCCUGCCACGAGCAGGAGCUGUUCCGCCCCGCUCUGCUGGAGGAUGGCGGCGUCGAACCGGACCACCGGCGCAAGCACUUCUGCGCCAUCUGUGGCAAGGGCUUCUACCAGCGCUGCCACCUGCGGGAGCACUACACCGUCCACACCAAGGAGAAGCAGUUCACCUGCCAGACGUGCGGCAAGCAGUUCCUGCGUGAGCGGCAGCUUCGGCUGCACACCGACAUGCACAAGGGUAUGGCGCGCUACGUCUGCCCCGUGUGCGACCAGGGAACCUUCCUCAAACACGACCAUGUGCGCCACAUGAUCUCGCACCUGUCGGCCGGCGAGACCAUCUGCCAGGUGUGCUUCCAGAUCUUUCCCAGCGGAGAGCACCUGGAGAAGCACAUGGACGUGCACCUGUACAUCUGUGGCGUCUGCGGGGAGAAGUUUCGCCUUCGCAAGGACAUGCGGAGCCACUACAACUCCAAGCACACCAAAAGACUGUGUCCUGCCUGAAUUUUAUGCAUCUAUUACUUAAAAGCCAUAAAUGUGAGAACAAAUUUAUGCACUUGAACACCAAAAAAAGAAAACCUAUAAAAUCUGCACUUUCAAAUUUGUAUGAAUAAUCAAAGUGUGUUAUUGCCUCAAAUUUUGGCCAUUUUGUCAUUAGUUUCACACCCCUGUACUAAACACACAUUACUGCCAUUUGUUGACAGUGCCACAGUACACAAAUCCUUGGCUCAUCUUUUAAGGCUUUUGGAAUCUGGUGUUUCUCAGCAAACAGCCUAUGCAAUACACAGUUCAUGGAAGGAAGUGGAUUCAACUUAAGUUCCUUGCAAAGAGGUGUGUUUUGAUUGUAAUAUGAAUCCACACUUCAAUAUAGUCUUUGUGAGUAGUUACUGUACAUAGCACUUGUGCAUUUACAAUGAAGAAUGGCCUUGCCUUUGCUUUGGCAGUGCCGUGCUCUUGCUUUACAGGUGUGCAUGAGAGUGGCAUUGCAUUCUGAACACUGUCUGCCAGUCUUUGCCACUUUGCAACGCUCACUUCUUUGUCAUUUCAAUGUAAAGCAUUAGGGACAUGGACAAGCAUAACUGAAUAUCUCAACAAAUUGACUUAUCUGGCUCCUUGUAUUUUAAAAUGAUGCUACGAAAUGGAAAGAGAGCAUUGUUUGUUUAGCCCAAUCAUAACAUAGGCUGCAUCACGGUUUUCCAAAAUUCUGUCUCAGACAGGCUCAGAAAUUCCUGUCUUUAAAGGCCCAGUGCAGUCAAAAACGUGAUUUCCCUGUGUUUUAUAUAUAUUGCCACACUAUGAGGUUGGAAUAAUACUGUGAAAUUGUGAAAAUUAUUAUAUAAUGCCCUUUUAAUGUAAGAGCCCACAGGGACCCGCACAAAAAAAGUACAAAAAUGUAUGCACUCACUACUGUAAGUCGCUCUGGUUAAGAGCAUCUGCUAAAUGACUCAAAUGUAAAAGACUGGUUUUGGUGGGGUGGAGUUUUGGCCUGCCGGGUGUCAUCACA
Oncorhynchus gorbuscha (pink salmon) is the source of this 3373-nucleotide messenger RNA. It is a transcript of the gene zbtb1, whose product is annotated as zinc finger and BTB domain containing 1. The transcript has 2 exons. The record is from RefSeq and is a predicted model, not a curated record. Bases 277 to 2373 code for a protein of 698 amino acids. Gene Ontology annotation, molecular function: protein binding. NCBI's taxonomy places the organism in Eukaryota, Metazoa, Chordata, Actinopteri, Salmoniformes, Salmonidae. Gene Ontology annotation, biological process: regulation of immune system process; negative regulation of transcription by RNA polymerase II; regulation of cytokine production.